AUGCCAUCCCAAAAUCCCCGUAGUCACGGGCACUCAGCCUCAACCGGCUCCGCCAAAACCGGCGGCGCCUCCAUUUCCUCCCCCACACAAGGAGGCACCCGACAAUCUCAACAGCCCCCCGUCCCCAUCUCCAUCACCAUCUGCGGCGACGGCGGCUGCGGUAAAUCCUCCAUCACGCUCCGUCUCGUGCGUUCGCAAUGGACAGAAGACUACGACCCGACCAUCGAAGACAGCUACAGCAUCACGCGCCGCAUCGACGGCGUCACCUACCACUUGUCUCUGACCGACACGGCCGGCCAGGAAGAGUACCGCGGCAUGUGGGCCUCAUCCAACCUGGGAGCCGACGCCUUCUUGAUGGUGUACGACAUCACGAGCCGCGACAGCCUCGACGCGCUGCAGUAUUUCAACGAUCUGAUCGACAUGGAGGCCGAGACGCGGGCGGAUAACGCAGCGCGGGCUCGCCGGGCAGGGUUAUCGCCGGCGCAGAUUUCAGGGAGCAUGUCGAAUCGGUAUGCGACUGGGUCGAACAUGGGUGGUGGAGCAGGGUCGGGGGCCAAGGCUGUCCCUCCGGUGAAGAUUGUGGCGGGCAAUAAGUGCGAUUUGUCGGAGAAUCGGGUAGUCCCCGCGGCUACGGGCUUGGAGUGGGCGAGGGCGAGGGGGUGCGGCUUUAUGGAGACGAGUGCAAGGCUGGAGGUUAACAUUGAGGAGACAUUUGCGCUGAUUGUGAGGAGGGUGGUGGAGCAGAGGAGGUUGGCCGAGUUGGGCAUCACGGGCGUGGAUCAGGAGGCGGCCGAGGAGUUGUUGGGGAGCAGUAGGGGGAGGACGAAGCCGUUGAGUCCGUUGCCGACCAAGGAGGGGAAGGAGAGGGGUAUGGAUGAGAAGGAUGGGAAUGGUGGAUGGAGGAAAAAGAGGGGUAGGGCAACCAAGUUGUUGAAGUCGUUGAGGUGCUGGUAG
This is a messenger RNA of Neurospora tetrasperma FGSC 2508, 954 nucleotides long. RefSeq lists its product as uncharacterized. The record is from RefSeq and is a predicted model, not a curated record. The coding region runs from base 1 to 954 and encodes 317 amino acids. Gene Ontology annotation, cellular component: plasma membrane. The transcript has a single exon. Gene Ontology annotation, biological process: signal transduction. Lineage: Eukaryota; Fungi; Ascomycota; Sordariomycetes; Sordariales; Sordariaceae. Gene Ontology annotation, molecular function: GTPase activity; GDP binding; GTP binding.